AUGGACAGAAGAAGAAGGGGGUUUGUCGUCGUGGGAGCAAGUCUUGAUAAGGUAGUAGGGAUGGGAUGUUGUUCGCGAUCGAACCGAGCAGCGCCGGCCAAUCAACCAACAAGAACCCUCCACCUCAACUACAAGUCCUCGGCAAAGACAAAAGACGGCAGGGAAUUGAAAGUCCGGCGAUAUCCCCAGUUCAACAACCUGAAGGACGAGCGGGCAUACCGCAAGCAACACUUGGCGGCCGCGUUUCGUCUGUUUGCAGACCGUGGCUUCGACGAGGGUGUGGCUGGCCACAUUUCCGUCCGAGACCCAAUCCUCACAGAUCAUUUUUGGAUCAACCCACUCUCCGCACACUUUGCGCUCAUCAAAGUCUCCGACCUGAUUCUCGUCGAUGAGACCGGCCUGGUCGUCGAAGGCGAUGAGCCCAUCAACGCCCCCGCAUUUGCCAUCCACUCCGAGAUCCACAAGGCCCGACCAGACGUGAACGCUGCGUGCCACGCUCACAGCGUCGCGGGAAUGGCCUUCUCGUGCUUCGGCCGCGAGUUGGAAAUGAUCACGCAGGACGCGCUGCGAUUCUAUAAGAGCCAUGGUGUCUACCGGGACUUCAAGGGGGUGGUGCUAGACCAGGAGGAGGGCCAGCGGAUUGUGGAUGCUUUGGGUCGAGGAAAGGCGGUGAUCCUGCAGAAUCAUGGCCUGUUGACGGUGGGGGCUAGCAUCGAUGAAGCGGCAUUCUGGUUCAUCAGUCUGGAUAAGACCUGCCGGGCGCAGCUCUUGGCCGAUGCUGCAGCUGCAGCGGGGUACAAAAAGAUCAUCAGGGACGAGGAAGAGGCUGCUUAUGCGGCCUUGCAGGUCGGCGGACCGGAAAAGGGAUGGCUGGCCUUUCAGCCGUACUAUGACGAGCAGGUUGCGAAGACCAAGGGUGAAUUCCUUCUUUGA
Molecule: messenger RNA, 933 nt
Organism: Aspergillus saccharolyticus JOP 1030-1
Lineage: Eukaryota; Fungi; Ascomycota; Eurotiomycetes; Eurotiales; Aspergillaceae
Product: class II aldolase/adducin domain protein
Exons: 3
Coding region: 1-933 (310 amino acids)
Cellular component (GO): cytoskeleton
Molecular function (GO): actin filament binding
Source: RefSeq, a predicted model, not a curated record